AUGUUCAAUUCAAGUGACCUUCAAGGUGUUUAUCCAUGGACCGCAUCUCCUCUCAUUGUAUCCGCCCCCAUGGCCAAGGUUGCCAUGCCCAAGCUCGCAGUCGCAGUCUCCAAGGCAGGAGGCCUAGGGUUCAUUGCAGCCGGAUACUUCAGUGACCACCUAGAGGAUUUGCUAGAGGAAGCAAAGGACCAACUGUUCGGCGAAGAAGAUAAUCAGACUGAGAGCAGUUCACCCCAGCCGGUGUUUUUGCCAGUUGGUGUGGGCUUUAUCACCUGGAGUGCGUCUUUGGUGGAUGCAUUACCUGCUUUUAAGAAAUACUGCCCUUGUGCGAUUUGGCUGUUUGCUCCGCCACAUGGAUUCCAAGAUCUUGUCCCGUGGGCAACCCAAAUAAGACAGGCCACGUCCCACAAGACACAAAUCUGGGUCCAGGUUAGCACCGUGGCAGAUGCUGUCGAAGUGGCCAAAGUUGUGCAGCCAGAUGUCAUCGUGGCUCAGGGCACAGACGCGGGAGGACACUCACUCGCCCGUGGGGCCAGCAUUGUGUCGCUGGUACCCGAAAUUCGCGACAAACUCCAUGAGAUUUGGACGCCUACACAAGGUCGAAUUAGUGUGUUGGCUGCUGGCGGGAUUAGUGACGGACGAGGUGUUGCUGCUGCAAUCAAUCUCGGUGCGCAAGGAUGUGUCCUUGGAACUCGGUUUCUCGCCAGUCCCGAAUCAAUGAUCGCGAAUGGCUACCAGAAAGAAAUCCUGCGUGCUGCUGAUGGUGGCGUUAGCACAACUCGGACAAAGAUUUAUGACAGUGUACGAGAUAUCCAUGGAUGGCCAGAGCGGUACGACGGCCGGGGCGUGAUCAACCAGACAUUUGUGGAUUCCUGUAGCGGGCUGUGCGAGGGUAAGAAUCGGGAACUCUAUCGUGAGUCCUUGAACCAAGGGGAUGAAGGCUACGGGCCUGAAGGGAGACUUUGCACAUACGCCGGGACCGCGGUUGGGCUUGUUAAGAAUGUUAUGCCGGCGGGCCGCAUCGUUACCACCAUGCGCGAGGAAGCCAACAGACUCCUAUACGGUAUUCGCCAAGCAACCAAAUUGUGA
Messenger RNA from Penicillium hordei, 1089 nucleotides. RefSeq names its product nitronate monooxygenase. The transcript has a single exon. The record is from RefSeq and is a predicted model, not a curated record. NCBI's taxonomy places the organism in Eukaryota, Fungi, Ascomycota, Eurotiomycetes, Eurotiales, Aspergillaceae. Bases 1 to 1089 code for a protein of 362 amino acids. Gene Ontology annotation, molecular function: nitronate monooxygenase activity.